Molecule: messenger RNA, 1911 nt
Organism: Pseudopodoces humilis (Tibetan ground-tit)
Lineage: Eukaryota; Metazoa; Chordata; Aves; Passeriformes; Paridae
Source: RefSeq, a predicted model, not a curated record
AUGUCCUGCUACCUCCACCAGCACCUCCCUGCGCUCCACCAGGACCCCGUGGCGCUGUCCCCCGGUGUCCCCUUCCCGGCUCAGCGGUGGCACUCCACAACCUGCAUCCCCCAGGCCGUGCCCGUCCCCCUGCAGCGGGUGACGUCCUCCAGCGUGUGCCACCAGCAGAGUGUCACCCAGGCCAUGCCCCGCCAGCUCCUCGGACCCCCCUGCGUGCCCCAGCACCUCCCGCAGCAGCAGAUUGUCCCCAGGCGGGUGACAACGUGCGCGCCACCGCAGCAGCGCGUCACCGGCGGCGCGGGUGUCACCUGGAGCGUGCCGCGGCAGGUGGGGGUGACCCAGUGCGUGCCACAGCAGGUGGGGGUGACCCAGUGCGCGCCACCGCAGCAGAAGAUCGUCCCCAGGUGUGUCACCACCUGUGUGCCGCAGCAGAGCGCGGGUGUCGCCGGUGUCACCCGGUGCGUGCCGCAGCAGCUGCAGGUGCCACCUCCCGAGUGCGUCCCCCAGCAGAAGAUCGUCCCCAGGUGUGUCACCACCUGCGUGCCGCGGCCGCCCUACGUCACCCAGGGUGUCCCUCAGCAGCAGAGUGCCACCAGGUGUGUCCCGCAGCGGUGCGUGACCAGCGGCUGUCCCCAGCAGGGCGUCCCCAGGUGUGUCACCACCUGUGUCCCCCAGCAGCGCGCGGCCCAGUGCGUGUCCUACCAGUGGGUGACGCCGCCGGUCCCCCAGCAGUGGCAGAGCGUCACCGCCGCUGUCCCCCAGCAGUGGCACGGCAGGUGUGUCACCAAGUGUGUCCCGCAGCGGUGUGACACCGGCGCGGCCAGCAUUUGUGUCCCCCAGCAGAGUGCCACCAAAUGUGUCCCCCAGCAGAGUGCCACCAUGUGUGUCCCUCAACAAAGUGCCACCAAGGGUGUCCCCCAGCAGUGUGUGACCCAAUGUGUCCCCCAGCAAAGUGCCACCAAGUGUGUCCCCCAGCAGUGUGGGACAAUCUGUGUCCCCCAGCAGAGUGCCACCAAGUGCAUCCCCCAGCAAAGUGCCACCAAGUGUGUCCCUCAGCAAAGUUUGAGGCGCCGCUCCGCCAUGCACUGCCCCGGCGGCCCCAGAUUCAUCCCCGAGUUCCUCCCGCAGUGCCCGGCUCACUCCGAGCCCUUCGCCAACACCUGCCACCCCCUGAGCAUCACCAAGAGCCCGGUGCCGCGCUGGCCCGCCUGUCCCCAAGGUGCCACCGCCGUGCCGCUGCUGCCGUGCCAGCCGCUGGUGCAGAAAUUCCUGCUGCUCUACCCCGAGACCACGCAGCUGCUGCAGAAACGCGUGGCCCGGAGCCUCCCGCCCUGCGCUCCGCGCUGCCCCGAGCCCGGCCGGCUGCGCUUCCCCCCGUGCGGCAUCCGCUGCUCGUCGUCCUCCUGCCGCGGCCGGGACAAGGUGGCCAAGAGCCCCCCGAGCCGCCCCGAGCUGACCAGCGGCUACUCGCUGCCCCUCCGAGGGGUCACCGAGUGUCCCCCGCAGCCCUUCCCGCAGCAGCGCCUGGGCUCAGUGGCCCCGCACAGGUGCUCCAAGGGCUACCCCACGCAGGAAUUUGUCGCCUGCUGCUCCUCGGAGCAGCGGCUGAGCAGCGCCGAGGUGACCGGCGGGGUGGCCAAGGUGGCCAAGGAGCGUCCCCCGCUGCGAGCGGUGGCCAAAGAGUGUCCCCCGCUGCGAGCGGUGGCCAAGGAGUGUCCCCCGCUCCGAGCGGUGGCCAAGGGCUCGGCGCCGCUGCAGGCGAGCAAGGGCCGGAGCUGCUCGGGACAGCAGCUGAGCAGGGCCCGCUGUGUCCAGCACCCCCGGUCGGCCCCGAGACCCUCCCGCCUGGCCCCGGCCAAGCGCUCCGGCCACUCCAAGAAAAGCCGCUGCGCUUCCAAGUGGCUCUGGUGA